This is a messenger RNA of Brassica oleracea var. oleracea, 1171 nucleotides long. Its product is annotated as peroxidase 41-like. NCBI's taxonomy places the organism in Eukaryota, Viridiplantae, Streptophyta, Magnoliopsida, Brassicales, Brassicaceae. The record is from RefSeq and is a predicted model, not a curated record. Gene Ontology annotation, biological process: response to oxidative stress; hydrogen peroxide catabolic process. The transcript has a single exon. Gene Ontology annotation, molecular function: heme binding; peroxidase activity. Bases 108 to 1160 code for a protein of 350 amino acids.
GAGGUCUACCUCGUAGAUAUCUCUUAAUAUAGAUUACACUUACAUAUUCAACGAAAAAAAAAUAAAUUCAACGAAGCAUCGUAUAAUUGUAGAUCGAUAUACGUCUCAUGAUAUUCACAAUGUCAUCGUUUCUUCCCGUUAUCUUCCUCGUCCUAGUCUUUGUCCCUUCCAUAUUAUCAGCACCGGUGACAAGUUUAACCAAAGACUAUUACCAAGAAACGUGUCCUGAUUUCAGUAAAAUUGUUCGUGAAACCGUUACGACCACGCAAGGCCCGCAGGGGAGGACAGCUGCUGGAAUACUCCGUCUCUUUUUCCACGAUUGUUUCUUAGAAGGAUGUGACGCGUCCGUACUAAUCGCUAAAAAUGCUUUAAACAAAUCUGAACGCGAUGAUGAACUCAAUCAUUCUCUUACGGAAGAAACGUUUGAUAUCGUGACUCGCAUCAAAGCAGCUCUUGAAGAGUCUUGUCCCGGUGUUGUGUCUUGCGCAGACAUCUUGGCUCAGUCCACGCAUGACGUUGUCACAAUGAUUGGUGGGCCUUCCUACGAAGUCAAGUUAGGUCGUAAAGAUGGGUUUGAGUCGAAAGCUCAUAAAGUUAGAGAAAACUUACCAUUACCAAACCACACGGUCCACGACAUGAUGUCGUUAUUUCAAAAGAAGGGUUUCACUCUAAAGGAGAUGGUUGCACUAAGCGGCGCACACACUAUCGGAAUUUCUCACUGCAAAGAUUUCAUCAGCCGGGUCAUUGGGCCACAGCCUGAUCCAGAUAUCGAAGCACGAUAUGCUGAAGUUCUUAAAAGUCUAUGCAAGGAUUACACAGUGAAUGAAACGAGGGGCUCGUUUCUUGAUCCGGUGACGCCAGACAAAUUCGAUAAUAUGUAUUACAAGAACUUGGAAAAAGGGAUGGGACUGUUAGCUUCCGACCACAUCUUGUUUAAAGAUAAUAGUACGAGACCGUUCGUGGAGUUGUAUGCGAAUGACCAGACGGUUUUUUUCGAGGAUUUUGCACGUGCCAUGGAGAAACUAGGCAUGGUCGGUGUUAAAGGCGACAAAGAUGGAGAGGUGAGACGCAGAUGUGAUAACUUAAACAAACCUAACGGUUCAGUGGCGGAGCCAGACAAAAGUUUUACCAGCAAUAUAAGUUUUGAACUUAAUUUAUAAGGGGCAAUAGU